CUUUAUGAUAGUAUUUUGCUCUUAAAAAUUACAGUGCCUGCUGUUUCUGAUGCAACAUGGCAGUCACUCGUCCUUGAUGCCGAAUUACCUGUUUUGGUUGAAUUCUGGGCCCCAUGGUGUGGUCCAUGUCGUAUGAUCCACCCUAUAAUUGAUGAACUGGAAAAGCAAUAUGCUGGGAAGCUCAAAUGUUACAAAGUAAGCACCGAUGAGAGUGCUUCAGUUGCAACCCGAUAUGGGAUCCGAAGCAUCCCCACUGUCAUCUUAUUCAAGGAUGGUGAGAAAAAAGAAGCAGUUAUUGGGGCUGUUCCCAAAUCCACAUUAACCACCAGCAUAGAAAAGUUCUUGUAGAAGUGGUAAGUAAUGAAGGUCUUUUCUGGAGCUAAGUUGUGUCUUGUAUCUGUUUCUUCUCCUUUUAGAUUUUGCUCCUUCUCUCAGAGUUUAGAUACUUGUCUCUCAAAAUAAACUGACCUCCUCUGCUGUAUAGUUAUUUGGAAGAAUCUGUAUAUAUUUUCCAUUUUCAGAGAAUGCUAGUAACGUUAUAUAUUUAUCCAUCUGAAUAUCCCUUUUAAAACU
This is a messenger RNA of Rosa chinensis, 573 nucleotides long. Its product is annotated as thioredoxin M-type, chloroplastic. NCBI's taxonomy places the organism in Eukaryota, Viridiplantae, Streptophyta, Magnoliopsida, Rosales, Rosaceae. Gene Ontology annotation, cellular component: cytoplasm. The annotation marks the transcript as partial. The transcript has a single exon. Gene Ontology annotation, molecular function: oxidoreductase activity, acting on a sulfur group of donors, disulfide as acceptor; protein-disulfide reductase activity. The record is from RefSeq and is a predicted model, not a curated record.